Molecule: messenger RNA, 366 nt
Organism: Cydia fagiglandana
Lineage: Eukaryota; Metazoa; Arthropoda; Insecta; Lepidoptera; Tortricidae
Product: zinc finger protein 726-like
Exons: 3
Coding region: 1-366 (121 amino acids)
Biological process (GO): regulation of transcription by RNA polymerase II
Molecular function (GO): RNA polymerase II cis-regulatory region sequence-specific DNA binding; DNA-binding transcription factor activity, RNA polymerase II-specific
Source: RefSeq, a predicted model, not a curated record
AUGGAGCAUUGUCCGCAGUGCCGGGCGCUGCUGAAGACGCACCAGAUGCGUCACACGGGCGACCGGCCCUUCAAGUGCACGGAGUGCCCCAAGGGGUUUGUCACCGCCACGCUGCUCCGGGAGCACCGCGACAUCGUGCACGCGCGCCUGCGCAAGUACCGCUGCCCGGAGUGUCCCAAGACGUUCCUGCACCAGUCCUCCGUCUACGUGCACCGAGCUAUCCACACGGGUGAGAAGGCGUAUGAGUGCAGCUUCUGCGGCAAGGCGUUCACGCAGGCGGGCACGCUGCACACGCACGUGAAGUUUGUGCACAUGAAGGUCAAGCCCCCGCCGAGGAAGCGGAACAAACACUUGAUGGACGCCUAA